UCGGCGGCAGCGGAAUGUCUGCGGCGGCAGUCGGUGGGGUGGCGUGAUAGUGAAGCGGAGGGGUGGCCUAGACCCGGCGUACUGCCCCGACAGCCGACGUACUGCCCCGACAGCCGACGUACUGCCCGGACAACCGACAUACUGCCCCGGCAGAGCUGCCCUGCUGCUGAGCCGACCGCUGAGCCUGACACUGCUGAGCUGACCACCGAAGCUGACCGCCGAACCUGAAGCUGCCGAGCUGACCCUGCCGAGCUGACCGCUGCACAGCCAUGGCCGAGCCGAUCGUGCCGCUGGAGUCGCUGCUGAAGGAGGCGCGGGCCGCCUUCCAGGCCGAGUUUGGCCGGCCGCCGCCGCUGGCCGCCUGCGCACCUGGCCGCGUCAACCUGAUCGGCGAGCACACCGACUACAACGACGGCCUCGUCUUCCCCAUGGCGCUGCCACUCGUCACGGUCGUCGUGGGCGGUCCGUCCGCCUCGGGCCAGUGUCACGUGACGACGCUGGCGGCCGGCGCAGACCAGCCGCUGUCCGUGCAGUUCGCCCCGCCGUCGGCCGCCGCCCCGCUCACCCCCGGCCCGCCCGCCUGGUCCAACUACGUCAAGGGCGUCGUGGCCAACUUUAAAGGUGGCGUGGAGCCGUUCGAGGCGGUGCUGACGUCGACGGUGCCGCUGGGCGCCGGCCUCUCCAGCUCGGCCUCGCUCGAGGUGGCGCUCUACACCUUCCUCGAGGCGCUCACCGGCCGCGCGGCGGAGAGCCUGCGUGAGAAGGCGCUGCAGUGCCAGAAGGCGGAGCACGAGUUCCCGGGCAUGCCGUGCGGCAUCAUGGACCAGUUCAUAUCGGCCAUGGGGCAGGCUGAUAACGCGCUCCUCAUCGACUGCAGGUCGCUCGAGUCAACGCUGGUUCCGCUGGCCGACCACCAGAUAUCGGUGCUGAUCACCAACUCGAACGUGCGUCACGCGCUGACCGGGUCCGAGUACCCGAGCCGGCGGCGCGCCUGCCACGAGACGGCCCGGCUGCUCGGGGUCAAGGCACUGAGAGAUGCUUCGAUGGCGCUGCUCGACGAGCGGAAGGCAGACAUCUCUGAGGAGGACUUCCGGCGAGCCCGGCACGUGGUGACGGAGAUCGCGCGCACCGAGGCGGCGGCCACGGCCUUCGCUGACGGAGAUUACGCCACCGCUGGCCGGCUCAUGAACGAGAGCCACGCAUCGCUCAGGAACGACUUCGAGGUGUCAUGUGCAGAGCUGGACCAGCUGCAAGAGCUGGCCUCCUCGGUGGACGGCGUGUUCGGGUCGCGCAUGACCGGCGGCGGCUUCGGCGGCUGCACCGUCACCCUGCUGAAGCAGACGUCGGUGGAGGCCUGCAUAGCGCGGAUGCGCGAGGGCUUCUCGGGCAAGGCCACCUUCUACGUGUGCCGGCCGGCUGACGGCGCCCGCGUCGUCCCCACGUAGGGACCACCGCAAGGAGGCUGCGCAGGCUGAGCAAGACCGGAGGCUGACUGCGCUGGGGGGAGACGGUGAAAUGACACCGCCCCGGGAGACCGUAUGGGUACUCAGACCGGGGGAGGCUGCGGGACUACACCACCCAGACUGCAGGAGCACCGAACCGAGGUCGGCAGCACCACACGGAGAGGCUGUAGUGCUGCACGGACCGAGGGAAAGGGAGACGGGGACCGCGCUGGCCGACACAGUGCCGCGCCUGAGCGUCAGGACCAAACCGGUCUGUGUCAGCCCGGAGUGGCGACCCCGGCGACCUCUGCUCGUGUCGCGCGCCCUGCCUGCGUGCGGGAGGAAGGUUAAAAGUCAGGGGUCAGAGGGCGAUGUCGUCCGUCGCUCAGGCAUUCGGGUAGUCUUUGACUUGGAUCACGAAGGAAACGCUCAGCCCAAUUUGUUUCAGGUUUACUUGGGGACAGGGCAGGCCAUUUUAUGAAGUUGAAGGGCACGUGGGCGUCGGCCAUUUUGCGCCCAUGACUAGAGCUAAGGAAGUGCCACUCAGUGAUAAUUUACGCGGCUUGAGCGUGACAGAAGUUAAUGAGAGACCUUAGUUACAGCUGACUAAAUGAUUACGAGCACCUGGCCGACAUCGGUAGUCCAAACUGACGAUUUUUAUAGAAGCUUGCACUUAACAUUGCCCGCGACUCAGUACAAAUCAGAUAAAAAGAUGGAAGGAUCGAUUCAGCUAAUUAAUUCCACCGGCCGUAUCCAACUGCGGGCCUCCGUCGACAGGUGUUGGCCGUCUGCACCCGUCUUGUCCGUGUGUGUGUGUGUGUGUGUGUAGGCGUGCAAAUGUGCAGAAACCGAGCUGUAUCUGGACCACCACUGACGUCGCAUGACGGACCAGCCCGAUCGCCGCCAUUGAAACGCGCAGCUUAGUUUAGGGAUAGCAAUACACGACCG
This is a messenger RNA of Pollicipes pollicipes, 2390 nucleotides long. RefSeq names its product galactokinase. The transcript has 9 exons. Bases 270 to 1445 code for a protein of 391 amino acids. Gene Ontology annotation, molecular function: galactokinase activity; ATP binding. Gene Ontology annotation, cellular component: cytosol; cytoplasm. Gene Ontology annotation, biological process: galactose metabolic process; carbohydrate phosphorylation. The record is from RefSeq and is a predicted model, not a curated record. NCBI's taxonomy places the organism in Eukaryota, Metazoa, Arthropoda, Thecostraca, Pollicipedomorpha, Pollicipedidae.